UUUCUCUUUUCUCUUUUUCCCCUUGUCUUUUAUUUGGUCCCUUGUUCCAACGUGAAGUUGACCAAAAAAGUUUCUCUUUUGAGGGGUCGUAUUGAUUUUCACACCUGUGGAAAGGGGGGCAGCGGAUGAGCUGGUCCUCCACCUUGAAUAUUCUCUUGAUUUAACAAAUAUUAGUACUGGCAUCCAACUUAUUGGGUGUAUUAUCGCCUCAAAAGUUCCAAAUAUUGGGGCUAUCAAGAAUAUCCUAAGAAAAGCCUGGUCGAACUUUGGUGAAGUAAAGAUCUCGCAUGUGAAAGAGAAUAUUUUUUCCAUUGUGGUGGAGAACGAAGCGGUUGCAGGAAAAAUUGUUGAGGCCAGCCCUUGGUCGGUGAUGAGACACUGCUUCUCGGUUAAAUAUUGGGCAUCUGAUAUGGCGAUGGAAGAACUCCCUACCCAUAUGGUUCAGUAUUGGGUACAAGCGCAUGGGAUUCCUCUAAAUCUGAUGAAUAAGGAGUGUGGGGGAAAGAUUGGUGGAAAAUUAGGGAAGGUGCUAAAGCUGGAAGAUAAGGGGGGAAGCAGAGGGUAUCUCCGUUUCCAAGUGGACCUGGACUCCCGAAACCGCCUUGUGAAUGGAUUCUGGCUGCCGCGACGCGAUGGCUCUAUAUCUUGGGUUGAGUUACGCUAUGAGAAACUUGGUGAUUUUUGUUUUUGUUGUGGGCGGCUGGGACAUAAGAACUCCAUCUGCCCGGCAAACAAUCAGAGUGAAGAAAGAUCAGGCUAUGGCAGCUGGCUGGCGGUGGAGCCAGUGAGACUUGAACAUACCACCCCACCACAACCGCAGGUGCCAAAUGGGGGAAGAAGAAAGGCCGGCGAAAAGGGUGUACCAGGCCAGCGGCCGUAUAAUUGCAAUGGUGCGACCUCCGCCCAACGGCUAACCUUAAAUCCAUAUCAGGGAGGCCAGCAAAAUGUGGUACGGCCCCCUACCAUUGGCGGGAGCCUGAGGGGAAUGUCGGGUACAGAGGAAAUCGUAGGCACGAGCUCUGACGAGGUGGCAGCUGGUCAGCACAACCAGCCAAAUACUGACAGUUCAGGAAGAGACAAUGGGCCAAAUGGUAUGGUAACCUCCGAUUAUGACAACAGCCUUGCCCUUGUUGAGCUUAACUUUCCUUCACAGAUUGUUAGGCCUAGUAACUGUAAGGGCCCAUUGUCUUUUGAACAAGUUAUGGACCUAAGGAGAGCCCCGAUCUCGAUGGGUCAUCAAUAUAUUAUGGAUUGGGAUACUCCUGGGCCAAGUAUGAGCGCACCAAGGGUGGAGGAUAACAAUCCUUAUAUUGGGAAUGAGACCCACUUUAGGAACCCUUUUGAUACUACUCUGCGACACACUACCCCCAUUUCAGCAGAGGAUGACCAGAGAGCUUUUAGCCAUAUGGGUCUAAAGCGGCCCGCAAAAGUGGAGUGGCAGGAUGUUGGGAGGGAGCAAAAAAGGAGCAGAAGGUUAGGAAAAGAGAAGAUACUAACCUUGCUUUCCCCCAAAAAGCUUACUAGAGGUGGCCGAUCGAGCCAUGGUGGCAGUAGAGGAAAAGUGUAGAGUUAAACUCAAAAUCCAAACACGAGUGAGAAGAGGUGCUGGAAAGCGUAAUUUGUAUAUUGAUAAAGUUGAACUUAAAUAGAACGUUACAUCACCA
Prunus mume (Japanese apricot) is the source of this 1664-nucleotide messenger RNA. The record is from RefSeq and is a predicted model, not a curated record. NCBI's taxonomy places the organism in Eukaryota, Viridiplantae, Streptophyta, Magnoliopsida, Rosales, Rosaceae.